Rosa rugosa (rugosa rose) is the source of this 1561-nucleotide messenger RNA. RefSeq names its product aluminum-activated malate transporter 2-like. Gene Ontology annotation, biological process: malate transport. Bases 43 to 1482 code for a protein of 479 amino acids. The transcript is spliced from 7 exons. Gene Ontology annotation, cellular component: plant-type vacuole membrane. Lineage: Eukaryota; Viridiplantae; Streptophyta; Magnoliopsida; Rosales; Rosaceae. The record is from RefSeq and is a predicted model, not a curated record.
UCUUCUUCUUCUCCUUUGCAGUGCUUUGCUUUCUUGUCAGAAAUGACUUCUGCAGAGUUUGAUGAUUUGGAGAACGGAAGCUGCGGCAAAGGGCCUUGCGGCCGUAUGCUGCGGUGGCUGAAGGCGGUGUCGGCGAAGUCGUGGGGUAAGGUAGUGGAGGUAGCGAGGGAGGGGAAGAAGCUCGCAGAGGAUGAUCCGAGAAGGAUUGUGCAUUCGUUCAAAGUAGGGUUGGCUAUUACGUUGGUUUGUCUGUUUUAUUACUAUCGACCGCUUUAUGAUGGCUUUGGUGUCGAUGCAAUGUGGGCGGUCUUGACCGUGGCCCUUGUGUUUGAGUACUCGGUUGGAGGAACCCUAGAAAGGGGUAUAAAUAGGAUGAUGGCAACGUUACUAGCUGGUGCUCUAGCUGUUGGAGUUCAUCACAUAUCAACUCUUUGGGGAGGAAAAGUCGGGGAGCCCAUAUUGAUGGCAUUUUCCGUCUUUGUUGUGGCUGCAAUUAUGACCUUCCUGAGAUUCUUCCCCGUGUUAAAGGCAAGGCAUGACUAUGGGCUGAUGAUAUUCAUACUGACCUUCUGCUUGGUUUCGGUAUCCGGCUACAAAGACGAACAGGUACUAGACAUGGCACACAGGAGGCUCUCAACGGUUGCUAUAGGAGGCUGCACUACUAUUAUAGUUUGUAUCUGCAUUUGCCCUGUGUGGAUUGGAGUUGAUCUCCACAAUUUAAUUGCUGGUAACAUGGAAAAGCUUGGGGAUUUUAUGGAAGGAUUUGGAUUUGAAUACUUUGGCAUAACAGAGAAUGGGUUGUCAUUAAGUGAUACUAAAUCUUCGCUUCAGCGAUAUAAAAGUGUUCUUACAUCAAAAGGCCUUGAAUACGAUCUUGCUAACUUGGCACGAUGGGAACCAGGUCAUGGCGGGUUCAAGUUCUGUCACCCAUGGGAGAAGUACUUGAAUGUUGGAACCCAAAGUCGGCAGUGUGCCUAUAAAAUUGAAGCUCUUAACACUUACCUGAACACUGAAAUUCAAGCGCCCGCUGAAAUUCGAAGCAAAAUUCAAGAACCAUGCACAAAUAUUUGCAAUGAAUGCGGAAAAGCUUUGAAGGAAUUAGCUGCAGCACUCAAGAAAAUGACUCUGUCAUCAUCAGCUGAUCAACACAUUGCAUACUCAUUAGCAGCAGCUGAGAGCCUCGACUCGUUACUCAAAAGUGGCAUAUGGGAAGAUGCUAAUGUGCUAGAAACAAUACCAUCCGCUGCGGUGGCGUUGCUUCUUAUUGAUGUUGUAGCUUGUGUAGAGAAGAUUUCGGAAGCAGUUCAUGAACUAGCAUCCGCUGCAGACUUCAAGACUGAACAACCACAACUACUUCAGGAGCCAGUGCUUUCUGAAGAAUCACAUGUUGCUAUGACAAUUGAUCAUAAUUCAACUGAGGGGCUACCAGAAAAUGGAAGUUCAAAUGGCAUCACUACUAAUUAUAAAAUUUAUAAUGUUUAAAAUAUUGAAGUUUAAAUAUUAGGUGCACAAGGUACUCUAGUUAGUACAUAGGUCUUGCGUUCUAGGUCAAGGGACUUCC